This is a messenger RNA of Esox lucius (northern pike), 1129 nucleotides long. RefSeq lists its product as uncharacterized. The record is from RefSeq and is a predicted model, not a curated record. The transcript has 5 exons. NCBI's taxonomy places the organism in Eukaryota, Metazoa, Chordata, Actinopteri, Esociformes, Esocidae. The coding region runs from base 70 to 702 and encodes 210 amino acids.
CUGUGGGUCUACAUUGAUAGGGUGAAGUGUUCCUUUCACAAACUGGAGACAGGAAUCAAAGGGUUGCCAAUGCCAUGGCUCUGGAGACUGUGUGGAGAGUUGUCUGCAGUGGAGUGGAGUCUGUGUCUUUCAUCCAUUUUCCUCCUUCCCAUUGCAUUAAUAAUAUGUGUGACACGUUCUAAACGGGAAAAGACAUCCAGGUUGUCACUGGCUGAAAUAGGAGACAUUUCUGGGGAAAUGCCACUGGAUGAUUCAGUUGAGGUCACAACCUCAGGACCAGUGACAACCAUUAACAGACCAGCAUCCACAAAACAUGAGUCAAGAGAGUCCCAGAGAGUACAAAGUGGGUCUUUCCUGGGCCAGGUCACCCCAAGGUCAGUGAAAUUGGCUUUGAGGCAGCUGCCACCUGUUCCUGAGCUAAAUAAGAGCAAUGUCAGACAACACAGCAGCUACACUGAGUCUGUAGUGUAUGACAUUGUGGCCCUGGAUUUCUGUAAUUCCUUGCCCACUGUAGACAGCAAAGUCCUUCAAAAACAGACCAUCGAGGGCAGCAACCACACUGGAGAGGAAUAUGAAGAGGACGAAGUGGUAUUCCCUGUCUAUGCCGAGGUCAACAAAACCACAGUUCACUUGAACUCCUCCAGAUAUUCAUCACUUUAUGCCAAAGUGAACAAAAUAGGGUCCCGGAAUGUUGAAAUCUGAAUUGUUGCAGUGACUAACAGCAAAUGCCUUAAUGCUAAAUACAUUUUUUGUCAAAAGCUCAUUUGAGAUGAUUGCAUCAAUGCCAACCUUAUUUGGGUAAUCUUGAUGACAAGUGAAAUGCUUUAGAUUCAAUAAAAAGAGUAAAACAGGAAAUUCUGUGUAGCUCACUUACAUGGGGCUUGUAAUGCUGGGGUUGUAUAUUCGAUUUCCAUGGGUGGUCUGUAGGAAAAUGUAUGCCUUCCUGUACAUUCUGGAUUAAAGCAUCUAUUAAAUAACUUAAAUGUAAGUGCAUUAUUCACUCCAGAGUAAAAUGCAUGUGUACAUUUUUCCUAUGCUGUUUCUCAGACACAAUGUCACAAAGACUAAUUAUUCAUCUAUCCAUCCAUAAUGAGAUCAUAUCAGGACCUCUGACUAGACCACGCUGAAU